AUGUCAAAUUUACAGGAUUUAAUAAACCACGAUGAUGAUGGUGAUUACCUACCAUCCCCAUCUCCACCACAACAACAGCCACAACACGCAAGUUCUCUGGAACUGAAAGCUUCUACUACUGAAGAUUUACCUGAUUCAAUAACUCAAGAACAUAUAUUGACAAGUUUUGAAAAAAUAAAAACUCAUUUCCCGGCUGCAAGGAUUAAAAAAAUUAUGCAAAGCGAUGAAGAAAUUGGAAAAGUUGCUCAAGCUACACCGGUUAUAGUUGGUAGAGCAUUAGAAAUAUUUAUGGCCAACUUAGUUGAAGUGUCAUUAUUAGAAGCCAAAAAACAAGGGGUCAAAAGAAUCACUGCUUCACAUGUUAAAUCGGCAAUUGAAAACACUGAACAAUUUGAUUUUUUGGUGGAAGCUGUUGAAAAAUAUCCAUCUUUGAAAAAUUGA
Molecule: messenger RNA, 441 nt
Organism: Candida dubliniensis CD36
Lineage: Eukaryota; Fungi; Ascomycota; Pichiomycetes; Serinales; Debaryomycetaceae
Gene: HFL2
Product: negative cofactor 2 transcription regulator complex subunit
Exons: 1
Coding region: 1-441 (146 amino acids)
Biological process (GO): positive regulation of transcription by RNA polymerase II; transcription by RNA polymerase II; negative regulation of transcription by RNA polymerase II
Cellular component (GO): negative cofactor 2 complex; nucleus
Molecular function (GO): protein heterodimerization activity; core promoter sequence-specific DNA binding; transcription corepressor activity
Source: RefSeq, a predicted model, not a curated record